Molecule: messenger RNA, 1438 nt
Organism: Ceutorhynchus assimilis (cabbage seed weevil)
Lineage: Eukaryota; Metazoa; Arthropoda; Insecta; Coleoptera; Curculionidae
Source: the annotation of a GenBank genome assembly
GGGUGUUGUUGAAAGUUUAUUAAACUGCGAAGCUUUUUCUAUUUUCCUUGGAAAUUACGCUAAAAAAAUGGGGUUUUUAACCGUGUUGAAGAAAAUCAAACAAAAAGAAAAGGAAAUGAGGAUCCUUAUAUUAGGCCUGGAUAAUGCCGGAAAAACCACGAUUCUCAAAAGAUUCAAUGGAGAAGCCAUUGAUACAAUAUCGCCCACUUUGGGUUUUAAUAUCAAAACUUUAGAACACAAAAACUUCAAACUCAACAUGUGGGAUGUGGGCGGACAAAAAUCAUUGAGAUCUUAUUGGAGAAACUACUUCGAAUGCACAGAUGGUCUUAUUUGGGUAGUCGACAGUGCCGACAAACGAAGACUGGAUGAUUGCAAGAAGGAACUUGAUUCUCUCUUACUAGAAGAGAGAUUGGGUGGAGCCACGUUACUAAUUUUUGCCAACAAACAAGAUCUACCCGGAGCCUGUGAUAUUAAGCAAUUAAAAGAGAUUUUGGAGUUGGAUAAAAUCAAAACACAUCACUGGAAAAUCGUGCAGUGCAGUGCAGUAACUGGGGAGAAUCUAUUGGAAGGAAUCGACUGGCUUAUUGGUGACAUUGCAGCAAGAAUUUUCACUUUGGAUUAAAAUAUUUAAUAAGACUGUGAUUAAUAUAAUUAAUUUUUUAUUGCUUUUAAAAAAAAUAUAACUCGACUUUAAUGGCUGUCCAUAAAUUGUAGUUCAGAAAGCACUAAAAUAUGAUUUGGCAAAGGUUUCGGUUGAGGCGAUAAUACUGAAAUUGUUUGUCUAUCUGUAUCCACAUUUGUACUAAAAAAAAAAUAUAAUAUGUAUUUGUUAUUACAAGUUUUCUAUUAAAAAUUUACUUACACACAAAUAAAUCCUAUUACAUGAGAUAAAAUAACCUCAUCGUCUGGCUUUUCUGCAAAACUAACUGCCAGUAUAUGAUGAAGUAUACCAACAUUCGGUGUUAGAGGUACCAACUUCGUUAAGUUGUCUCCUGGUUUCAUACCUGAAGAAAAAAAAAGUGUAGAUAUAAUUGGCAAUUUAUUCGACUUUCUUAGCCAUUCAAUGAAAAUACAAAAUAAUGAGAUUCUCACCAUGUGGUAAACAGGAGUCGGGCAAUGGUGGAGCCCCAAUUUUAAACAAUUUAAUUUCAGACCAUUUCAAAUCAAACGGAUGAGGGUAGAGUUGGUUUUUUGGCGUUCCGUAAAAAUAUUCUCUUAUUCUUUGAUCUCGGUUUUCACUGCGUGUGCUUUUUGAAAUUUCCACAACCUGUAACAAUUUUUUGCAAAAACACAACGUUAACAUAACUGGGCAUAUCUCGAACCAAUUCGUUGUACAACCUUUCUUGAUCCAAAACCAUAAUGACAUCAACUUCAAAAGCUUCUCCUGCUUGAAGUAUUUGUUUGUAGCCUUCAUUUUUUAUCCAGCCGCAAGUAUUAA